Camellia sinensis is the source of this 2237-nucleotide messenger RNA. Its product is annotated as putative E3 ubiquitin-protein ligase ARI2. NCBI's taxonomy places the organism in Eukaryota, Viridiplantae, Streptophyta, Magnoliopsida, Ericales, Theaceae. Gene Ontology annotation, molecular function: zinc ion binding; ubiquitin-protein transferase activity. Gene Ontology annotation, biological process: protein ubiquitination. The record is from RefSeq and is a predicted model, not a curated record.
CAAAACCCUCGUAUCUCUCUCUCUUCAUCAGUUUCAAUCCCUUUGGCCCUCUCUCUCUCUCUCUCUCUCUCUCUCUCUCUGGGUUUUUGCUUCCUCGCCAAGUUCUCUGUCUCUGAUUACAUUUUUGACGCGAUCUCGCCGGAAAAUCCAGCGCCGCCUCUUAUCUCCACCGCCGGAAGCUUUUGAUCGUAUUGUACAUAAUUCAUAUAUACGUAUAAAUUUUAUUUAAUGGAGGAUUAUGCGAGCACCGACGAUGAUUACUAUUGUGGCGAUUACGACGAUGAAGGUGGCUCUUUGGUUGGAUUCGAAGACCCUGAGACUGAGUUUCCUUGUCCGGACGAGAAAGGUCCGUCCUCCAAGGUAAUCACAAAAGAUUCUCUUUUGGCUGCACAGAGGGAUGAUUUGCAAAAUGUAAUGGACUUAUUGUCUCUGAAGGAACAGCAUGCGCGGACCUUACUUAUUCAUUAUCGUUGGGACGUUGACAAGGUUUUUGCGGUGUUUGUAGAGAAGGGGAAAGAUCAAUUGUGUACAGAAGCGGGUGUAAUAGUGGGGAGUGAGGAUAAUAGCUUACUGCAUUCUUCAUCUGAAUUAAUGUGUGACGUUUGCAUGGACGAACUACCUGUCAAUGAGACGACAACAAUGGAUUGUGGCCAUUUUUUUUGCAAUGAUUGUUGGACGGAGCACUUUAUUGUCAAGAUAAAUGAAGGUCAGAGUAAACGGAUUACGUGCAUGGCUCACAAGUGCAAUGCAAUCUGUGAUGAAGGAAAGAUUAGAAAUCUAGUCUGUGCAAGGCAUCCUGACCUGGCAGAGAAAUUUGAUCGUUUUCUCCUAGAAUCUUACAUCGAUGAUAAUAGUAGGGUAAAAUGGUGCCCUAGUGUUCCCCAUUGUGGAAAUGCAAUCCGUGUUGAGCACGACAAAUAUUGUGAGGUUGAAUGUGCCUGCGGGAUGCAAUUCUGUUUUAGUUGUUCAUCAGAAGCGCACUCACCUUGUUCAUGUCUGAUGUGGGAGCUUUGGAUUUGCAAGUGCCAGAAUGAAUCUGAGACAGUUAAUUGGAUUACAGUCCACACAAAACCCUGCCCUUAUUGUCACAAACUGGUGGAGAAGAAUGGAGGAUGCAACCUAGUAACUUGUAUCUGUGGGCAAUAUUUUUGUUGGCUGUGUGCUCGACCUACAGGUGCAUCACACACGUGGGACAGCAUUGCUGGUCACAGUUGUGGGCGAUAUACAGAAGACCAAGAGGAAAACGUAGACCGCCCGAAAAAGUAUUUGUGGCGGUAUCUUCACUAUCACAAUCGGUACAAAGCUCAUACAGAUUCUUUGAAAGCUGAAGUUCAGCUGAAGGAAAAAAUACAGUUGAAAAUAUCAAAAUUGGAAGAAAGGGAACCCAACGAUUUCAGCUGGGUAACAAAUGGGCUUUACAGACUCUUCAGAUCAAGGCGGGUUCUCUCAUAUUCCUACCCAUUUGCGUAUUACAUGUUUGGCGAUGAUCUCUUCAAAAAUGAAUUGACAGAGAAGGAAAGGGAAAUAAAACAGAACUUGUUCGAGGACCAACAGCAACAGCUUGAGGCAAAUGUGGAGAAACUCUCUAUGUUUUUGGAAGAUCCAUUUGAUGAGUAUGAUGAAGACCAAGUUAUGGAAACAAGAAUGAAGAUCAUUGCUCUAUCUAAAGUCAUCGAUAACCUCUGCAGAAAACUGUACGAAUGCAUUGAAAUUGAUUUAUUGGGUCCUCUCCAGCAGACAAUCCACAUUAUAGCCCCUUAUAUCUCAAUGGGUGUGGAGAAAGCAUCAGAACUUCCUUAAAAGGACUGCUGACAAUGUUCAUCUGCAAGUGAAUUUGAAGAUAAGCAAGAGCGAUGCAUCUUUCAAAGCGACUGUCACGUGCGUACAUGGGAAGAGGGUUAACAUAACUUGCUAACCUUUGAAUUCAAGCAUUCAUACAAGGGCGGAUGCAUUUCCAGCUAACACGCUAGGAUAGGAAGUAUUGCUGACAGGCUUAUUGUUCUCAACUUGCCAGUGUAUUUUGAUUGUUAAUAGGUUAUUUAUUAGGGUCUUAACCUCAUUUCGCGUAAAUGUACAUAAUAAACUUAAUGGCAGAUCUUUUGUUUUUUAUCCAGUCAGUCGAGUAAUUGUUGCGAAGGAUUCACUGGCUGUUUAGCACAAACCUACUUUGCUUUUAAUUUUUCUUUCUGAAUAAGUUAACUCUAUGAUUUUACCGUUAUAUUUUAAUUUUUUUGAGA